AACACUCAAAACACAAUCGGCUUUGGAAAUUUACAUACAAAUUUUUUUAAAUUAUUCAAAAUUGUACUUGUUCUUAGUAAGCAAGAAUGCCACCCAAGGGUCCGGGUAAGAAGAAGAAGGAAGUGGAUUGGGCCGACGAUGAGCACUUCUCCAAAGAGCGUUCCAUGAUCUACAUCGAGCAUACGUACGAGUGCCCCAUUUUCCAGACCAAGGCCGACGAGUGUGGAUCGUUCCUGCAACAGCGAAUUCCGGAGCGCAAGUUCCAGUUGGUGAAGAACAAGUACGGACGACAGGUGCCCCGGGAAGGAGCCUUCGAGAUAGGGUUCUCGCAAAAUGCCCGCACCUCCGUGCAUCUUUUGUGGUCUGGCUUGGAGAAGGGACCGCCGCGUCGCGACAAGUUCCCCUUGGACUAUGAAACACUCGUUCCGGAUGUGAACAGGAUUCUCAAGAAAUUCUAUCCCGACAAGGCGGUGGGCGUGCCAGAGGAAGAUGAGGACGAGGAUAAGGAGGACAUGUAAACAUGUGCAGCAGCACUUUGUAUUUUUCCUAAAUUAUUAUAAAGUCUUUACCAUAACAAUGGCCAAUAUAGGGCGUGAAAAGUAAACAAUCAGCCGGAGACCUGUUGGAGCAACUUUAAGACGUCAUCCACCCACGCUGAAACGCUCAACGAUUAGUGCGAUUCUUCUUUGCCUUUUGUGUGCGGAAUAUUGCUCUCAUUGUUGUUGGCCCAACUGACGUCCUGACAUCACAAUUUGACAGCUCUUUUCAAAAGUUAAAUGCUUAAAUCGACCAGAAUAAUUAACCAAAUACAAUACCCGCACAUCAGCAGACACACGAUACAACACACUAUAUUCAUAUAGAUAUUUGUACUCAGCAUUCCCCGGGGACAUUAGCGACGUCCCAUUGUCUGCCGCAGAAAUCAAAGCGACGGGAUCGGGGGACGUUGUGGGUGACACUAUCUCGUUCACUCGGUGUUGACACAACAAAUGCCCGAAACACAAUUUCAAUGCACACAAUAGAAAAAGAAUAAUCCGAACAAUUUAAAUUGAAAGCUGAAUUUGAAACAAUAGAUACGCGCUGGGAUAUGCAAGUCAUCAUCUGAAUGCUCUAACAAAUAUUAUUCACUUUAAAGACAACGAAAUACCGAAUUUACAUAAUUUAAGUCGCCAUAUUGCUUAUUGCUUUCUUUUUCUAAGUCAAAAAAUAUCCGAAAAGGAGAUAUUUAAUAUCAAUUUCACUAGUAUUGCGUGGUAAAAACGAUAUGAGUACAAAUAGAAGAAAUUUACCACGCACGUUUAGCCCUGUCUUCAAGAUCUGCAUAAAGCAUGUGUCAUUUACUCCUAAAUAAAAUAAUGAAGUAUUUUCGUUUCUUA
Molecule: messenger RNA, 1373 nt
Organism: Drosophila takahashii
Lineage: Eukaryota; Metazoa; Arthropoda; Insecta; Diptera; Drosophilidae
Source: RefSeq, a predicted model, not a curated record